This is a messenger RNA of Pestalotiopsis fici W106-1, 2007 nucleotides long. RefSeq lists its product as uncharacterized. The coding region runs from base 1 to 2007 and encodes 668 amino acids. The transcript is spliced from 3 exons. Lineage: Eukaryota; Fungi; Ascomycota; Sordariomycetes; Amphisphaeriales; Sporocadaceae. The record is from RefSeq and is a predicted model, not a curated record.
AUGGCAGAGGUCCUUGGUGCCGUUGCGUCCGGCCUUGCCUUGGCUGAAAUCGCACUGAAGCUCAAAGGUCUUGUGAAUCAAAUCAGUGAUGCUCCUGCGACGUUGGAGUUUCUCGUCAAUCAAGUCGAAACCUACGCUGGCGUCCUCGACGGGUUGGAGUUGGGCGAAAAUCGCGACGGUGGAAUCCCUCCAUCGCUUCAUUCUUCCCUACGAGUCGCCGCUCUUCAGUGCCAGAAUGCCGUCGACCAGUUAUCUCUUGUGGUAAGAGAUCUUUCGGCACUGAGCAAGACUUCUUCUCGACGCCGCAAAAUGGCAGCUAUAAGAUUUGUGCUUCGAAAAGACUCGAUUGCUCAAUUUGAGCAUCGACUGCAAACAGCUGUCCAGUGUCUUGCCUUAGCACAUCAGCUAUACAUGUUUGCCUGGCAAAAGACACAGCUGCCUGAUGCCAUAAUAUCACGAUUGCAAAGCCAGCAUAUGCCCUCUGCACCCAAAGCGUCGAUCACAACAGUUGGGAACAUGACAGGGCUAGCGAUGAACGCAUGGUCUGAAGCAGCCUCUGCUGGAGCGAGCCAGCCCAUAUCCAGGGAUACCGCGCUCAGACGCAGAACUGCCCUACUGCCCGACGCACGCGGCCCUGAGUGGCCACCAGAAGGCCGGGUCGAUGAAGAUGAAGAUGAAGAUGAUACAGCAUUGGUUGGCCCCUCGCAGCGUCCUGGCAAGGUACACCCGUACCGCAAAGCCAAACAAUUUCGAAGAAAACUCCAUUUCUCGACGUGGUCGUAUUCCUAUGUUUUCGAGAUGCUCUUUCAACAGAGUUACACAGGAUGGAAAGCCUCGCUUGCUGUAUACAAUAUAUACGAUUAUGGUGAUUCUAGUCAUUGGGAGGACGCUUUGGAUUUCAUCUCGACCAAUGAAGUCUCCGAGCUUUAUCAAGCAUUCGAGCGCAGAAAAUAUACCCCACGAGAUCGUUUUGUUCGUCCAGAUGGAUACACGGUUUCUUUCGCCGAGAUUGCGUCAGCAUACCAACUUUGGGAAGUUUGCAAUUUCCUCUUGGAUAUCAAUCCUGAAGUAAUUGACCUAAGGGUGGGAUAUACGGUUAAUCUUCCCCAAGAUGCGGACUGCAUACGACAGCAGCAGAUCCUUCUGAAGCGGGAUCUCCUAUCAGACAACGCUCGUUUUGCAAUAUUGGCUCAGUUCAUUGGAGACGCGGUCUCUUUUGAUCAACUCAGACGUCAAUGCUGGCCUGAUGAUGAAUUUUACCAUGAUUCAUUCCUCAUUCACCGGAACCGACUGGCGUGGUACGUUGCCUUAGAUGCGCCCCAGUGUGACUCAUCACCCGAAAUCUUUCGCCACAUUCUAUCGCCUCAGGGUUCUCUGAGACGUCAGGAUAUAUACUCUGGUGAACUUAAUUUGCAAUUUUGCGACGACGCUUUGCUUCAUGCUGUAGCAUCGAACGUUGCAGACGGGGCAUGGUGCAGCUUGGAGAAUCUGCGGCGCAAAGGAACGACUACAUUGCAAACAUCAACGGUGAAAAAGUGGACCUUUAUUGCAUACGACAUUAUAUCACUGGUUGAUGAUUACCAUGUGUUAGCUCAAGCAGAAAUGGGUGGCAAUCAAACCGCAUUGUUUGCGUUGCUAUUUCGUUCGUUCAAAUUCGGAUCAGAGCGAAUGUCCAUGCAUAAAAGUCUUCGCCGAUGCGACAUUGGGUUACAAGCGUGGCUCAAGAUGCUACAGAGCAGCGGGGUUGAUCUAAUGAGGUAUGGCGAAAGAGAAACAGAGCUCGUUGGUAUCGAAACAUUUGCGAGGCAGUUUGAGAUGCAAACCGAUAGUGUCGGGUGCUGGUGGCAUGAUCCUGUGGGCAUUGAACUUAUUGGCUUUCAGUACGGGCCAGAGGUUGAAGAUUGGAAGCUCUGGUGGUCAGAGCCAACCGAUGUGUUCGCCGGAGACUUUUGGAAGCUGAUUGAGCCUCCCUAUCAGCCAAUUCCAGGGGCUUGGGUUGAAGACUGA